AUGCGGGAAAUAGUUCAUGUUCAGGCUGGUCAGUGUGGCAACCAAAUUGGUGCUAAGUUCUGGGAAGUGAUCUCCGAUGAACACGGCAUUCAGCCCGACGGUGCAUAUAAAGGUGACUCAGACCUUCAACUUGAACGCAUCAGUGUAUACUACAAUGAAGCUAAUGGUGGCAAAUAUGUGCCACGUGCAGUUCUUGUGGAUCUUGAACCAGGCACUAUGGAUUCUAUCAGAGGGGGAGUUUUCGGCCAACUAUUCCGUCCAGAUAAUUUUGUUUUUGGACAAAGUGGAGCAGGAAAUAAUUGGGCCAAAGGUCAUUACACCGAGGGCGCUGAAUUGGUUGACAACGUGCUCGAUGUCAUCCGCAAGGAAGCUGAGGGCUGCGACUGCCUGCAAGGCUUUCAACUUACGCAUUCGUUAGGUGGAGGUACCGGAUCCGGUAUGGGGACAUUGUUGAUUUCAAAAAUUAGGGAGGAAUAUCCAGAUCGGAUCAUGAGUUCUUUCUCAGUUGUUCCGUCUCCAAAGGUUUCCGAUGUUGUAUUAGAGCCCUACAACGCAACGUUAUCUGUACACCAGCUCGUUGAGAAUACGGAUGAAACAUUUUGCAUUGACAAUGAAGCCUUAUAUGACAUUUGCUUCCGCACUUUGAAACUCACAAAUCCGACUUACGGAGAUCUCAACCAUCUAGUUUCUGUUACUAUGUCCGGAGUAACUACUUGCCUCCGGUUCCCGGGUCAACUGAACGCGGACUUGCGCAAGCUCGCUGUUAACAUGGUUCCGUUCCCACGUCUUCAUUUCUUCAUGCCAGGAUUUGCACCACUCUCAGCUAGAGGAGCAGCGAAUUAUAGAGCUCUGAAUGUUGCAGAACUCACUCAGCAGAUGUUUGAUGCUAAGAAUAUGAUGGCUGCAUGUGACCCAAGACACGGACGAUAUCUGACCGUUGCAGCAAUGUUCCGUGGACGUAUGGCAAUGAGGGAGGUGGACGAGCAAAUGAUGCAAGUUCAAAACAAGAACUCAUCAUACUUCGUCGAAUGGAUCCCUAACAAUGUUAAGACUGCAGUUUGCGACAUUCCGCCUCGUGGUUUGAAAAUGAGUGCGACGUUUGUUGGCAACACAACAGCUAUUCAGGAGCUCUUCAAGCGAAUUUCAGAGCAGUUUACAGCAAUGUUCCGUCGUAAAGCUUUCCUUCACUGGUACACUGGUGAGGGUAUGGAUGAAAUGGAAUUCACAGAAGCUGAAAGUAAUAUGAACGAUUUGGUGUCGGAAUAUCAGCAAUACCAGGACGCUACUGCAGAUGAUGAGGGUGAACUUGAUCAUGAUGGCGAAAGUGAAUAUGUUGAACAGGAAGAGGAGUAA
Messenger RNA from Enterobius vermicularis (human pinworm), 1353 nucleotides. Lineage: Eukaryota; Metazoa; Nematoda; Chromadorea; Rhabditida; Oxyuridae. The record is from the annotation of a GenBank genome assembly.